Messenger RNA from Clunio marinus, 393 nucleotides. The record is from the annotation of a GenBank genome assembly. NCBI's taxonomy places the organism in Eukaryota, Metazoa, Arthropoda, Insecta, Diptera, Chironomidae.
AUGUUUGUGCCAUCUAAAUCUACUAUGAAAGAUUUGAAAGAGGAAAUUUUCUUGAAGCGAAACUCAGCUGAUUUUAUUCAUGAAUUAUUCAUUAUUCUCGCUAUCAAACUUUUGAAAAUUUGUUUUCAUUCUUCUGAUUUUGAACUUUUAUUGAAGAAAACAUUUUCGAUGAAAAUUAUUUCUUCAUCUGAAAAGGCUUCACAGGAAAUGACGUCACAUAUUCUUAAUGUGCACGCGUUAAAAAGAGAUUUUCCUACUGAAAAUUAUUCGAUCUCGGCUGCUCUUCUCUAUCUGGAUUCUUAUAUAAUUUAUUACAACUUCACUUUAAACAUUCUCACAUGUUCUUUGCAAUUUCCAAUAAAAAGAAGUGGACUUAUAAAAUCAAAAACAUAA